Molecule: messenger RNA, 1491 nt
Organism: Colletotrichum scovillei
Lineage: Eukaryota; Fungi; Ascomycota; Sordariomycetes; Glomerellales; Glomerellaceae
Exons: 9
Coding region: 1-1491 (496 amino acids)
Biological process (GO): transmembrane transport; carbohydrate transport
Cellular component (GO): membrane
Molecular function (GO): carbohydrate:proton symporter activity
Source: RefSeq, a predicted model, not a curated record
AUGACUUCAACCAAGGAACAUCCCGAUUAUCUCGAGGAGCCGCCACACCUCGAAGUCCCACGGGUAACAUGGUAUAAGCAUGCCGGCUUGCGGAGCCUCUACAUCAGAAUGCCAAUCUUGAUGCUUUGUGCUACCAUCAACGGAUAUGAUGGGAGUCUCCUGAAUGGCCUUCAGACAAUUGAGAACUGGCGGACUUACUUCAACCAUCCCUCCGGCUCUACUCUUGGCCUAUUCACUGCCAUUGUCAACAUCGGUGGUUUCAGUGCACUGUUCUUCUCUCCGUACAUUGCGGACUUCUAUGGCCGUCGUAUCGCGACUGCUAUCGGCAUCAUCAUCCUAGUCGUCGGCCGUCAACGAAGGCAUGUUUAUCGGUGGUCGUUUCCUCGUGGGAUUCGGGUAAGUAGAUCCAACAUCUCCAUCGGGGCCGGUCCGCUGCUGAUCAUGGAACUGGCUUAUCCUCAGCAUCGAGGUAGGCUCACUGUGAUGUACAACAGCCUCUGGUAUGUCGGAAGUAUCGUUGCCGCCUGGACCGUCUACGGAACGAUCAAGUACACGGGUCAAGUCUCGUGGCGGGUUCCUGUCGCUCUGCAAUGCCUUAUGCCGGUGCUCCAACUGAUAGGCAUAUUCACAUUGCCUGAGAGUCCGCGUUGGCUAUGCUCAAAGGACCGAUCUAAUGAGGCCUUUGAGAUCUUGGUCAAGUAUCACGCCAGUGGAAACCGCGAGGACCCCUUCGUCCGAGCCGAGUUCGCCGAGAUCCAAGAGACCAUCAGGCUUGAGAAGCUCGCGGCAGAGACGGGGUGGAUGGUGUUUUUCCAGACGCCGGGAAACCGCAAGAGGCUGUUGCUCAUUGUGCUCACAUCGUUCUUCUCUCAAUGCUCAGGAAACGGCCUGGUCUCGUACUAUCUUCAUGACAUUCUCAGUUCCGUUGGCAUCGACGAGCCCAACUCUCAAUCUCUGUUCAAUGGUGGUCUCCAAAUCUGGUCAUUCCUCGUUGCAAUCUGCUUUUCGGUUUAUUUCAUCGAGAAACUCGGCCGAAGAAUUCUCUUCCUUAUCGCUGCCGUCGGGAUGCUCGUUAUUUUCAGUGUCUGGACUGGAUGCUCUGCAGUGUACGCCCAAACAGGAAACAAAGACGCCGGGUCCGCGGUUCUGGCGAUGAUCUUCCUCUUCUACGGAGUCGCUGGUUUCGCAUGGCCUGGCUUGACGGUUGCUUACUGCUCCGAGAUUCUCCCCUUCAGCAUACGUGCCAAGGGACUGGCAAUCUGCCUGGGAGUAACAGCGCUCUCUGGUGUUUUGAACCAAUACGUCAACCCCAUUGGGCUCUCGUCACUGGCUUGGAAGUUCUACUUUGUCUACAUUACCAAGGGACCUACUCUUGAGGAAAUUGCCGUCCUGUUCGACGGCAAGGAUGCCAAAGUUUCCAAGGAGGCGGGAAUGGACGGCGAUGCUACGUAUGAGCAAGUGGAGGUCCGUAAGGCUGCGGAAAAGGUCUAG